AGCUUCUCGAGCGGCUGGCCCGGCGGCCAGCAUUUUUGCCCCGGCGCCAGGGGGGCCCGACCGCCCGGCGCUGCCGCGCGCCCCCGCCGGCGCAGCAGAGAUGGCGGACAUGCCGGUCACCCUGGCGCCAGUCAUCGACCUCGCGGCGCAGGGUGUCAAUGCAGCGGCGUUCCGUUUUGGCCAUCUGACCAUGGAGUCCGACAAGUACAUCGGGAUCAAGGAUACGGCGCCUGACGGCAGCAGCCAAGUCGUGAUCGUGGACAUGCACAAUGGCAACGCCGUGAACAAGCGGCCCAUGAAGGCAGAGGCGAUCCUGAUGAACCCGAGGGACAACCUCAUCGCGCUUAAGGGUGCCACGGAUGGCACGCCCGGGCACUUUGUGCAGGUCUUCAACCUCGACACGAAGGAGAAGCUGGGCGUGCACCAGGCCCCGCAGGGAAUCGUGUUCUGGAGGUGGCUGACGCCUCGCCUGCUGGCGCUCGUGUGCGAGAAGGACGUCUACCAUUGGAACCUCGAGGUCGCCGGCAGCGCCCCGGAGAAGAUGUUCGACCGGGGCGGCAAGCUAGCCGAGGCUGGCACGCAGGUCUGGCUCGCCCUUCCUCGGGCCGCCUCGGGGCGCGCGUCACACGGGGCCGGCGCUGGUUAAUGCUGACGUUGGGCGGCCGAUCCACCGCGAUCUCCUCAGCUACUAGUGCGGUUGGCUGGGGUUCGCGGCGCGUGCUUGGCUGACCCGCCUGGCGCAGACCUGGCUUUGUGCGCCCCUGGCUCCUCUCUGCCUUCCUUAUGUCACUGCUGAGGUGCCCAAGUGUCCUUCCAGUGGCCGAAGUUUGAGCGC
Molecule: messenger RNA, 835 nt
Organism: Prorocentrum cordatum
Lineage: Eukaryota; Dinophyceae; Prorocentrales; Prorocentraceae
Source: the annotation of a GenBank genome assembly